UGGCUAGAAGACUGCAAAAGAACAUUUGGUACUGAUGACGGGAUUCAUGGCACUAACACAGAUGCCCAGGAGCUGGAGUUGUGUCGGAGGCUAUACAAGUUGCAUUUCCAGUUGCUGCUUCUGUUCCAAGCCUAUUGCAAACUUAUCAGCCAAGUAAAAACAAUCAAAAAAGAAGCAGAGGUCAUAAACAUGUCUGAAGAACUUGCUCUUUUGGAGAGCUGUCUGAAAGAGGCUGAGGCUGCAUCCGACAGUGGUAUCGAAGAAAUUGAAAUUGCAGAGGCUUCCCAAGCUAGCACAGAAACGGCUAUUCACUCUCUCAUUGAAACCCUGAGAAACAGGGAGUUUGUGUCAGCUGUAGCACAGGUCAAAGCUUUCAGAUCUAUUUGGCCCCACGACAUCUUUGGCAGUUCUGAAGAUGACCCAGUUCAAACAUUGCUGCACAUAUAUUUCCGUCAUCAGACACUUGGUCAAACUGGUAGCUUUGCAGUAGUAGGCUCCAACCAAGAUAUGUCUGAGGCCAGCUCAAAGCUGAUGGAACUUAAUCUAGAAAUUCGAGAGUCUCUACGCAUGGUGCAAUCCUAUCAGCUUCUAGGGAAAAUCAAACCAGGAAUAAAUCUUGUGAGCACUGGAUUCUGAACAGCUGUCAUUUCGAAAAGAACUGAUGAUGAAGACGCUUUAGACUAUUACUGAGCACCUUUCAUAAAAAAAGAAAACCUCUGGCAAUCCUGACAACCAACACAGUUUCAUCACAGCAAGAAAUUGUUUCAUCAAAAGUAAAAAUCUGAAAAUUGAAGUGAACAUCUUUCUUGACUGCUCUUUCUACAUAGUAGCUGUGUGGCAGUAGUAUUUUUUUAUUAAAUAUAUGUAUAAAACUACACGAAAGGAAAAGGGCUUAAAUGUAAUGCAUACAUAUGCAUUAUUUUCUGUAGUAACAGAA
Pelecanus crispus (Dalmatian pelican) is the source of this 937-nucleotide messenger RNA. The record is from RefSeq and is a predicted model, not a curated record. NCBI's taxonomy places the organism in Eukaryota, Metazoa, Chordata, Aves, Pelecaniformes, Pelecanidae.